This is a messenger RNA of Solanum tuberosum (potato), 1743 nucleotides long. Its product is annotated as B3 domain-containing transcription factor ABI3. Gene Ontology annotation, molecular function: DNA binding; DNA-binding transcription factor activity. The record is from RefSeq and is a predicted model, not a curated record. The transcript is spliced from 6 exons. The coding region runs from base 1 to 1743 and encodes 580 amino acids. NCBI's taxonomy places the organism in Eukaryota, Viridiplantae, Streptophyta, Magnoliopsida, Solanales, Solanaceae.
AUGAAAAGGGAGUUAAAUGAGGUUUAUUAUGGUGUCAACAAAGAAGAUGUGCAUGGAUUUGAGAAUAUUAAUAUGGUGCCUACUGAUUUUGAUCCUAUGGAUGAUACAGAUAUUUGGCUAAAUGGAAAUUUCUCUAAUGAUUUUACUUCUCUUCAAGAUUUUCCAUGCAUGUCGUCUUCAUCAUCAACUUCCAAUUCCCUUCCUACUGAACAAUCUGAUCCAUGUUCUAGUUGGGCUGUUCAAAAAUCUGAUGGUGAUGAACAAAAUUUCGACACAAUUAGUGAUCAAGAAUGUCUAAAUGUGAUGGAUUUAAUUGACGGGGAUCAUGAAUUUCUUGACCCUGUGAUCUCUUUUUUCCAUAGUGGAGAAAAUCAACAACAAAAAGAGCAAGCAAAUGAUGAGCAAGUGUCUAUUUUUCAAGGGGAUAGUGAGCUUGCGCUUAUGUUUUUGGAAUGGUUAAAGCAAAACAAAGAUAACAUUUCUGCUGAAGACAUGAGGAGUAUUAAGCUUAAACGUUCGACAAUUGAAAGCGCGUCGAAGCGAUUGGGAAGUACUAAAGAAGGGAAAAAACAGUUGUUGAGGCUCAUUCUUGAUUGGGUUGAACAACAUAGAUUGCAAAAGAAACAAAUGAGAGUAGAACAGAGUAUCCAAAACUCUGCCCCUUUUAACUUUAAUAAUCCAAAUGCUUGCUUAUAUAAUGCCUCGUUCCCCGAUUCGUCCCCUGUAAUGACAGGGCCAAUACAGGGGUACAUUGGUGAUCUGUAUUCUAAUGGAUCUUUAUUCGCGCCUCCUUAUAAUCAAACAAUGAGUGGAAGUGCAACUUCUCGGUCUUGGUCUCCAUCGCAAUUUACAAUGGCGACCGCUUCUCAAUACAAUCCAUUUCCUGAUAAUGAUAGUACUGAUAAUGUUGCUAUACCUGAUCAGCCUUUAUUCAGUGCUCAAUAUGAUCCGUACCAAGUUUUCGAUGGGAACAGUGAGAGAUUGGCAAGGUUGGGCACUUGUGCUACUAAAGAAGCUAGGAAGAACAGAAUGGCUAGGCAGAGACGAGUACCGUUGCAUCAUUAUCGCCAUCAGACUCAGAAUCAAAGACAAAUUAGUAAUGAGAAAAGUGUAAUGAUGGGUGGAAAGAUUAAUAAUUGUGCAAUGUCUCGAGCUAACAGUCUAGGAAAUUGGGUAUAUUGGCCUUGUGCUGCUGCUGCUCCGCCAAUCGCCAUGGUUCCAUUGGCUGAUACUCCGCAAGCACUUCCUAUGGAGAGGCCAGCGGUGCAAUCACAAAAACAUGGUUCGACAGACAAAAGACAGGCUUGCAAAACAGAGAAGAAUCUCAAAUUUCUCCUGCAAAAAGUGCUGAAGCAAAGUGAUGUUGGCAAUCUAGGAAGAAUUGUGUUACCAAAGAAAGAAGCAGAAAGUCAUCUCCCCCAACUUGAAACAAGAGAUGGAAUCUCAAUUGCCAUGGAAGACAUUGGAACUUCUCGUGUUUGGAACAUGAAAUAUAGAUUUUGGCCAAAUAACAAAAGCAGGAUGUACCUUCUCGAGAACACAGGUGAUUUUGUCCUAGCUAAUGGACUUCAAGAAGGUGAUUUCAUUGUAAUAUACGCCGACAUAAAGUGUGGCAAAUAUUUGAUACGAGGAGUAAAAGUGAGGCCGAAUGGAGCAAAAUCAGACAGCACGCAGCCAGCAAAGAAAAUCGUUCGUAAAAUAGCUGCUGUUGAUUCAUCUCCAUUUGCACAAGCUGUUCGAUAG